Molecule: messenger RNA, 1230 nt
Organism: Ophidiomyces ophidiicola
Lineage: Eukaryota; Fungi; Ascomycota; Eurotiomycetes; Onygenales; Onygenaceae
Exons: 3
Coding region: 1-1230 (409 amino acids)
Cellular component (GO): mitochondrion
Source: RefSeq, a predicted model, not a curated record
AUGUCAGCAGGGACACGCCUGCUCGCCCCACUAGAAGCGGUGCCCGCCCGGUCCGCCAGCGCUCGAUAUGUCUGCUCAACUUGCAGGCGCCAAUUCGUCCCGCGCUACCCGUUGCAGCCCCUAACCGCCUACCAAAGCCGCCGACACAAUUCAUCCGACAGCAAGAGUCUACCAUUCACCGAAAAGGUUCGCCGAAAAAUUUGGGGAACGGAUAACCCUCCUGGGCUGGAAGACCCUUAUGGCGGCGAGAGCUUUCUUGAAAAGAGAUUGCGCGAGAAGCGCGAGGCCAAAGCUGGCACACGACCAGAUUCGGAUCUUGUACCAGAAGUGAUUCCUGAGGAACAUGAGCUGUCUUCUGAGGCCCCUAUACCUACUCCGACGGAAGAAUAUGUUCCGGCAAUGACUUGGGAUGGGUUGGAACAUGUUGGGACGUCGGGCAGCUGGCGGGAGUCUCCGCCUUCCAGCGCCGAUCUUGGGACUUCGUUUAUACCCGAAACCAAAGUUUUGACCAGAGACGAGAUCCUUACGGCUCUUCACCAAACUGCUGUCGAACUGUGCAUAAUGAAGGGGCUUAACAAGCCUCUACAGGAUAUUUGCAACGUUCUAAUGCAUGAGGAUAUGAUUCUCGCGCUUAUCAAUCGUGUUGAGAUUAAACCGUCGAGUCAAAUAGGCAUUGAUGCCCUUAUCUUUCCUAGUGAUGUUUCGAAAGAGGCGUUGCUAGAAUUUUUCCGUGAUUUUGAUAUGGAGCAGGGAGAUAAGGUAUCUGAGGUUGUUGAAGAGUCCGAUGCCACCGCCGACCCCGCCGCUGCUACUGAUGCUCCUUCCGCAGCACCCAGCAGGCUGGCAGAUCUUGAAGUCACAGAUACGGAAAUUCGAACACCAAAGCAGCUAGAGUUCUUGUUUCUGCCUCUAGAUGACCCAGAAAUUCGAUUUGCUUUCCUAAAACGCGCCAGCCAGCUCACUGGAUACCGCAUUCCUGACCCUGAGCUCCGCUCCAUGACCAGAGUCUCCCGCCUUUGUGACUUCCUUACCGCCGCAACGAAGCCUGAGCCAGAAAAACUGGCCGAUAUCCUGAUUGCUGAAGGCAAAUAUGCCUCACUUCCAAACGUCAAGAUCUUUGACAGGAGGCAGACUCCCAUUGAUCAUGAAAAGGAAAUUGGCCGAUGGAAGAUUAUCACACAGGAGCUCACAAAGAGACAAUUGCCUGUUACAGGACGAGCCAAGAACUAA